AUGGCAUUAGACAGACGCGACUUGCUGCCGGGUACACUUUCCUGCAGGAAGCCUGAGGCAAUAGAGAAGGAGAGGUUUUUCAAAAGUAACUGUUACAAAAGAGCAAGAAUACAUGCUGGCGAAGCCCAUGGGCUGAUCCUCGUGUUUCCAUCCCCCCAUCACCUAGGGAUUACUGAUUUCCUAUUCGUUGCGAUGUGUCAGAACUACGGAAUACUGGAUGGAAGAUGUCGCUUGCCGGAGAGGGCAGGGGGGGAGCUAGGGAUCAUAAACGUAUCCCGUCAACUCGGAUCUCGCAUAUCCACGGUUUUGGAAAAGAAAGUAUGCUACUGUCGGUCGCCGUCCUUUCUCAUCCGGCGUGGAAGGGUUCUAGGUGAUUUGAUAAUUCUCAUCCGGCCUGGGGCCUCCUCCAACGAGCUGGCUGGUAUUCCUUUCUUCCCUUCGAGAAAGAGGGUGGCGAUGGUGGUGAUUUACGUGCAGGAGGAGAGAGAGGGUGGUGAGGAGGGACAGACAUCACGUCACGUUUCACGGCUUCUCCAUAUCUCGAGCGGUCUAGAAUCAGAAAAGGGGUCCAGAACCAAGAAUCAAGAAAGACAGGAAGCAGGAGGCAGGCAGAAGGAGAAAUGUAAUCCGUCUUACCGUACAGUAGAUGUAGGCUUUUACGCCAGCGUAUAUGCAGGCGGACAGAAAUUUGGCGGGAGUGAAUGGGGCUUUGGAAUUGAGGAACACGUUUCCAAGUGUACGUUUGACGUAUAUGGUCCUGCUUCUCCGGAUUCGCGCGCCUGGAUCUGGGCCACUGCCAUCUCCUGGACCAAAUGGAACGUGGAUAUGCUCUGGAUGUUUGCUAAAGCAUUACCAGGAUCAGGCUGGGUUCGUGGCCGGAGCCGAGACCAACGAGCCAUGCGCAAGCGCGCGGCGGGUAUUGGCAACGUGGCUGUUUUCCAAGACCAUCCAAGAGACAAGAGAGAAACCGGGCUACACCAUUACCAGGACCAGGUUUUCAUACGCCAACAAAAGGCCAUAGACGGUGUGCUGGGAUCCCCUUCUUACAUUAUUGUCGAGAUGAACAGGUGGUCCGUAGCGCAGAAAAGCAAGUGCAUGUUUGCUUGCUUGGUCCAAGGAGAACAUCUGUCUGGGCCACUGGUGGCUCUGUUCUGCAUCCCCUACCACCACCUCUUCUUUCCGGGAGCUGCCGUGAAUCAAAUGCGGGCUUGUGGAAAGUGGGCAGCUGCGGCACGGCCUUGGUCGGUAUGGCAUUCGCUGUUCGUCAUUCUCCUAUUGCUUUCCCAAAUGUAUCCCUUUUGUUACCCGAGGGGCCGAGGACUUGUCGUCGGGGAGGCGGACGUUGUCACCGGAUUCAAGCGUCCACAGCUCCGUGACUGCGACCGCAUAUUACAGGCGUAUGUACGUAGAGUCGGGCGGCAUAUGCAUAGCACUUCGCUCCCUUCACUGCCUGCCGCUUUACCUCCACAGUGA
Molecule: messenger RNA, 1473 nt
Organism: Colletotrichum lupini
Lineage: Eukaryota; Fungi; Ascomycota; Sordariomycetes; Glomerellales; Glomerellaceae
Exons: 7
Coding region: 1-1473 (490 amino acids)
Source: RefSeq, a predicted model, not a curated record